AUGAUCCUUCAAAGCUUGGCCUCACCAGCCGACACAAUCCAAACCACCGUCGACACCCACCGUCGGCCCGACAAAUUAGCUGUCCAGAGAAAGUCGUCCAGAGGUUCCAAGGACCGACACACAAAAGUCAAUGGUCGUGGCCGUCGUGCUCGGAUGCCAGCUCUAUGCGCGGCACGAAUCUUUCAACUGACCCGAGAACUCGGUCAUCGAUCCGAUGGAGAAACGAUUGAGUGGCUCCUCCGACAAGCCGAACCCUCUAUCAUCGCCGCCACCGGUACCGGCAUAAUUCCUAAACAAUCUGUGUCUUCUUCAGUCAGCCAAGUUCCAAUUUUGGAAACAUCUCAUCCGAACCCACCAUCAGGUAUGUCUGCUGUUCUUCCGCCGCCGCCGCCUCACCCCAACAGCACGUUGAACUUAUGCCAGUCGAUGCAGAAGAGUCUUGAUUUUACAGGAAAUGUGUACCAGCACAUGCCCUUCACGGCGAUGUUGCUUCAGCCGGAGACGAUGGAGAUGGAGCUGGAGGAAGAGGAGGUGCUUGGUGAGCAAGAUAUUUAAACUUUUACAACUCAAUAAACAAAAAUGGUGGAGUUGUAGAGCAGCCUCUACUUUAGUAUACUAUUGUUAGAAUUUUGUUAUUUCGGCCGGCAUAUUAUUAAUGGAAGCUUUCAAUGUG
This is a messenger RNA of Impatiens glandulifera, 673 nucleotides long. RefSeq names its product transcription factor TCP11-like. Gene Ontology annotation, cellular component: nucleus. The transcript has a single exon. Gene Ontology annotation, molecular function: DNA-binding transcription factor activity; sequence-specific DNA binding. The record is from RefSeq and is a predicted model, not a curated record. Lineage: Eukaryota; Viridiplantae; Streptophyta; Magnoliopsida; Ericales; Balsaminaceae. The coding region runs from base 1 to 555 and encodes 184 amino acids.